Messenger RNA from Gopherus flavomarginatus (Mexican gopher tortoise), 2491 nucleotides. RefSeq names its product distal-less homeobox 1 (gene DLX1). The record is from RefSeq and is a predicted model, not a curated record. The transcript is spliced from 3 exons. Gene Ontology annotation, molecular function: RNA polymerase II cis-regulatory region sequence-specific DNA binding; DNA-binding transcription factor activity, RNA polymerase II-specific. The coding region runs from base 455 to 1222 and encodes 255 amino acids. NCBI's taxonomy places the organism in Eukaryota, Metazoa, Chordata, Testudines, Testudinidae. Gene Ontology annotation, biological process: cell differentiation; embryo development; negative regulation of transcription by RNA polymerase II.
UCGCCUGGAGUAACUUUGGGCCGCCCGCCCCUGGCUUGUAAGUCUCUCUCGUCGCCUUCAUUGUGUUCUCCGGCGUUGCCUGUUCCAGAUGAUCACACACGGGGGACGGGGGACUCUCCGCUCACCAAGUCCGGCUCGUCUCACUCACUAGGGUCCGGGCGAGCCUCAAGCGCCUUUGACCAAUCCAAAGCGAUUAUGCAAGACGGAGGACCAAUCAGCUCCGCCAGCUUAUGAAUAUUCAUAGACUUGGCUGAGUCAAAGCUUUUAGGCGAGUUUGUGUAGAUCCACGGCAUCAUGCUUAGACUUUUCAAAGAGACAAACUCCAUUUUCUUAUGAAUGGAAAGUGAAAAGCCCUGUUCCGCUUAAAUUGGGUUCUUUCCUGUCCUGAGAAACACAACAGACCCCAAAAAGGCACGCUGAAGAGAGAACACACACACAGACCAAGCGACAAGAAAUGACCAUGACUACCAUGCCAGAGAGUCUUAAUAGCCCUGUCUCAGGGAAGGCUGUCUUUAUGGAGUUUGGGCCACCCAGCCAGCAAAUGUCUCCUUCUCCCAUGUCCCACGGACACUAUUCCAUGCACUGUUUACACUCAGCUGGCCACUCUCAGCCUGACACCUCGUACAGCACAGCUUCGUCCUUCUCCAGACCGCUGGGCUACCCCUAUGUCAACUCGGUCAGCAGCCACUCGUCUAACCCCUACAUCAGUUCAGUGCAAUCCUACCCCAACAGCUCCAGCCUGACUCAGACCCGGUUAGAGGAGACAGGGGCCGACUCGGAGAAAAGCACGGUGGUAGAAGGAGGGGAAGUUCGCUUUAAUGGGAAAGGGAAAAAAAUCCGCAAGCCCCGGACUAUUUAUUCCAGUUUGCAGUUGCAGGCUUUGAACAGGAGAUUCCAGCAAACUCAGUACUUGGCUCUGCCCGAGAGAGCCGAGCUCGCAGCCUCACUGGGACUCACCCAGACACAGGUGAAGAUCUGGUUCCAGAACAAGCGAUCUAAAUUCAAGAAGCUAAUGAAGCAGGGAGGGGCAGCUUUGGAAAGCGGCGCUCUGGCGAAUGGCAGGGCGCUCUCGGCCAGUUCGCCCCCAGGCCCCCCAGUGUGGAACACCACCUCGUCAUCGGGUAAGACCUCCACGGGGACCCCGGGCACUUACAUACCCAGCUACACAUCGUGGUACCCUUCAGCCCACCAAGAAGCUAUGCAGCAACCUCAGCUGAUGUGAUCACAAACCAGUUUCCCCAUUUCAAGUCCAGACAAAUAAAUAAAUCCAAUCAAUAAACAGAGGAAAGAAAGAGAGGGGGGAAAUAAAAAGAACGAACAACCGAGAAAAGAGUCUCUUGUCUAUAGAGCCAUUAACACUGCAUCCUAGCGUGGUGCAGACAAGCACAGAUGUGAUGCGGGGCUGGUUCCCAACUGCUGACAGCUGACAGAGCAGCCAUUAGAUCAGCCGGAGAACAGCCUGGGAGCAGAGAGAAAAUCCGACCCUCAGCUUUGUGGGACAAUCAGAAAAAUAUGUUUGUAGAGGAAAAAAGCUCUCCUCUGUCCUGUCUGUCUGUCUGUGUCUAGCUGAUGAAAUGUAGGUCAUUUAUUUACCACCCCCACUCCUCUUUAACAGCAAUGCGAAAACAACCUGUACUAUAGCCAGAUAUUUUUCUUUGCAUUUUCCUGUACCCUUCACGACUCGUCUGUGUACAUUUUGAUUGUUGUUGUUAAAGGGAGAGAUAGGGAUUUAAUUUAUUGACUUAAAUUACCACUGUAAGAGUGCGAGAAACACAUGGACUAUCUGGUUUGCAAAGGGCACUGUUUCGACGCACAGUUUACUUUAAACAAAAUAAAACAAAAACAGCAAAAAGAAGGAUGUGAUUUUUAACUUUUACAAUAACUUUUAUACUUUGCUGGUGUGGAGAGGUUUGUUCCGAGUGGUCGGCAUUUUUCACAUCUCUAGUGUUAUUUAACAAAUAAAAGAAAUACACAUUAUUUAAUAUGGAAGUGGAAUCACGGCAGCUGUUCAUCGCUUUAAGUAAUGUAAAGAGACGGAAAGGAAGAAAAUAGUUCCCUAUACUCAGCAAUUGGAAAGAGAUGGGAGGGAAGAAGAGAUGCCAAUUGGCUCUAACGUGACACAAUGCAGCUUUAAACGAAAUCUUGAGGCUUUACCGCAGAAUGCCAAUCUGAAGUCUACAUGCGCUACUGAAGUGCAGGAUCUGAUCGCUGUACAUAUUUUAUUCUUAAUUAUUAUUAUUAUUGUUCUGUAAACAUGUUGCACAAAUUUAGCCUUUUUUCCGUUCCGUUUUGUGUGGCUGUAAAACAUGAUGCUUUGUGACCUGAGAUCUUGACAUUUGACUUGUGAAGUUCGGAAGAUGUGAUAAACUGAGAUCAGUUGUGUCUAGUGUUCUAUAUGUCAAAGUUUAGUUUUAUAUUGAGAAUGUUAACUUAUUGCUUUGUAUUUGGGGAAAAACACAAAUCUUUGUACAUAAGUUAUAAAGUUUCUUUG